GUCGCCGCUGGUAUGAUGUUGCCCUUGGGUUGCCCGCAUUGUGGUCGACCAUCAUUUGUGGUCACCUUAGUUCGACCUCCAUUUCAUCCUUUCUUGAACAAUCACGCGAGUCGUCGUUGAAAGUGUUCAUCUCGGAGAAGCAUGUAGUGCCUAGUGCUCAGCAACCACCAAUGAACCCUCAACGAGUUCAUCCUCCAGCUGCCCCCAAUCCGCCAGCGAUGGCAAUGCUGCCUCCACCUCUGAAUGUGUGGCAUGGCGUAGCGCCACAUCUUGAGCAGAUGCCUCCCAUGCCUCCACCAAUGGCCGUUCCUCCACCGAUCCCACAAUACCAAGCGCCAUUCCAUCCCCCAAUGCAUGCCCAAAUGGCGAACGUGCAUGGGCUCGCAGGACAGGCUAUGCAGCCGGCGGCUCCGCCUCUCCUUCCCCAACAAAUCUUUGGAGGUCCUCCCGGGCGAAUUCCCGCCGAUCCGAUUCAAGCUGCUUUUCUCCUAGAGAUGCUGCAGCUGUUUGUUCCCCAUUUGAGCCAUCUGAUGGUAUUCGUAUACGAUUCAAAUAUCAUACCAGACGAUCUCGUCGACGUUCUCAGCGGGGAAGCGCCGCGAUUGCGAAAGCUCAUUUUUGGAUGUAGUAAGAUCGCCAGGCUGUUUUAUACUAGAAUUUCCCGACGUGGCCUGUAGAGCAGAUGAGCAACUUGAGCGGCCUGCAUCUAAGACAUCAAGCUCUUAAUAACCCAGUAUUUUGUCG
Somion occarium is the source of this 744-nucleotide messenger RNA. Lineage: Eukaryota; Fungi; Basidiomycota; Agaricomycetes; Polyporales; Cerrenaceae. The record is from the annotation of a GenBank genome assembly.